Molecule: messenger RNA, 1519 nt
Organism: Emericellopsis atlantica
Lineage: Eukaryota; Fungi; Ascomycota; Sordariomycetes; Hypocreales; Bionectriaceae
Exons: 1
Coding region: 244-1347 (367 amino acids)
Source: RefSeq, a predicted model, not a curated record
AGCGUGGAGGCGCGGGACGGAUCGACUUUCAUUUCCUCUGUCAUUUCUUCCGUGCUGUCUAGCGAGAUGCGCGUCCAGUUGUACAAGUAGUAGUGAAGUGAAGGAAGUUGAGUCGCGGGAUGCAUGACGAUGUUGAAAUUCGGGAUAUCAUCGGGCAACCGCCUCUCACCUUCUUCCGCCUCGCAUCUCAGGACCGCCCCGUAUGACAAGUUUUGGGUCCCGCCUCUCGUUUGAUUGAACAAAAUGUCCGACUUUAAGCACCAGCGACGGCGGACGAACAGCAAUGCGCUGUCGCUGAGGAGCGCAGGGUCGGCUGGUGGCGGAGGACACGCACGUGGCAUCUCACGCGCCGUCAUUCAGCCAAGAUCAACACACACCUCUGAUGAAUUCCUCAAACCCUUUCUCCAAUCUUCAUUCGACCCUGCGAACUUUUUCAACGCCAACCUCCCGCCUGUGCAGCAGCGUAGUGGUGAGGGCGCAGCUACAGGGGGCACGGCGGACCUGUCAUCGCAAGCGCAGGCGCUCAUCACCCAGCUCAAUACUCACACCACACGCCUGUCAAACACACUCACAACGCUCACCGACGACAUUCUACGCAGCGGGAGCCGUCUGGCCUAUGAGGUGGAAUUACUUCGGGGCGAAACGGUGGGGCUGAACGAGACGUUGCAUGAAACCCUGGCGGACGAUGUGAGGAAGUUCGUGCCAGAAGGCCUUCCGACGGAGCCGGCCGUCACGAGGAUCAACGAAGAGCAAGAGGAAAUGGAGGAGGCCACGACGACAUCGACGGAGCCCGAGUUUGUGAAGCAGCUGCAGACGCUGACCCUGGUGCGCGCACGGCUCGACUCUGUGAUCAAGACCUUUGGGGACUCUAUGGAAUUCGUCUUCCCGCCCUCGGAGCUCUCCGUCUCGUCCUCCUUCCUGUCCGUGUCCGCGCCCGAACCUGGCUCGGAGCAGCAAUCGUCCGAGGAAAAGGGGCAGCAGGUGCUCGCCAAGCUUCGCGGGGAGAUUGCGGAUCUCCUCGACACGCCGGCCGAUCCCGUGGAGGGCAUCGCGCAGGCGGCGCAGCGGGUGGAGGAGCUCAAGGAGCUGACGACGGUGUGGCGUGGCACGCGCGAGGAGAAGGGACGGAUGCGGUUCAUUGAGAGCCUGGCCAAGAUGGUGGAGGACAAGCAUCGGGAGCUGAUGCGGGAGAUGGAGCUGGCCGCCAAGAAGAACGAGGCGGUGGCCGCGACUGGUAGGACCAGGAAGAGCAGCGUGACGAGGGAUGCGGCGGUGGAGGAGGCCAAGGUUGUGCCUGGCGGGUUUGGGCUGUUGAACCAGUUGCAGCGGUUGAGGAGUGGUCUGUGACACAGGUUGUUGACCGAUAUCACUGGCACAUGGACUCGGGCAGAAGCAUUGCGGUCCAUUGCUAUACAAGAGCUUCUAGUGACAGGAAGUUGGUGUCAUCUGGCUAUGCUAUGACACGGCAGAUCUGCAAGGGGAAUCAGACAGGGCAUGUUUGAGCCAGCCAGCGCAGCAC